AUCAUUUCCUCUCACCACACCCAAACCUUCCAUUAUUAUACUGUGUAUGGUUGGACCAUCCCGUUCCGUUUCGUUCCGUAAUUCCAUCUUCCACUCUUCACCUUCUUCAUCAUAUCCCCUUCCUUUCUGGGAGAAAUAAUGGCGGCGGCGAACAACGGAGAGUUUAGCUUCUCCACCGCCGGAAAAGGGCGGAAUGGACUGCCGAAAAUCCAGACGCAGAAGACGACGAAGGAGGACGAGAUCUGCCACGACGACAGCGCGAAGCCGGUGAAUGCUAAGACGCUGGAGGAGUUGCACUCGCUGCAGAAGAAGAAGUCCGCCCCUACCACCCCGCUCACCGGAACUCAGACCGCCUUCGCCGCCGCCGUCUCCGAGGAAGAGCGGCAGAAACAACAGUUGCAUUCCAUCAGUGCUUCGUUGGCAUCGCUGACGAGGGAGACUGGGCCGAAUGUGGUGAAGGGAGAUCCGGCGAGGACGACGCCGGAGACGCCGCGGGUGUCACAUGACUCGCACGUGAGUCACCAUCAUCACGCGCCGACGCUCAACAUCAGUGACAGUUCCCUCAAGUUUACCCAUAUUCUCUACAAUCUUUCUCCUGCUGAGCUUUAUGAGCAAGCGUUGAAGUAUGAGAAAGGUUCGUUUAUCACGGCCAGUGGUGCACUGGCUACACUGUCGGGAGCCAAAACAGGUCGCUCCCCGAGGGACAAGCGUGUUGUUAAGGAUGACAGUACCAAUGAUCUUUGGUGGGGAAAGGGCUCACCUAAUAUUGAAAUGGACGAACAUACUUUCUUGGUGAACAGAGAAAGGGCUGUUGAUUACCUAUGCUCUUUAGAAAAGAUUUUUGUGAACGAUCAGUUUCUGAAUUGGGAUCCGAACAACCGUAUCAAAGUUAGGAUUGUGUCUGCAAGAGCUUAUCACUCCUUGUUCAUGCACAACAUGUGUAUCCGACCCACAGCUGAAGAGCUGGAGAAUUUUGGUACUCCGGACUUCACUAUAUACAAUGCGGGCCAAUUCCCAUGUAACCGUUACACCCACUAUAUGACUUCCUCCACUAGCAUAGACCUCAAUCUUGCUAGACGGGAAAUGGUCAUCCUUGGCACACAGUAUGCUGGGGAAAUGAAGAAAGGUCUGUUCAGCGUAAUGCACUAUCUAAUGCCUAAGCGUCAAAUCCUCUCUUUACACUCGGGAUGCAAUAUGGGAAAAGACGGAGAUGUAGCCCUCUUCUUUGGAUUAUCAGGUACGGGAAAGACGACAUUGUCUACGGACCACAAUCGGUACCUGAUUGGAGAUGAUGAACAUUGUUGGAGUGAUUAUGGUGUAUCGAACAUCGAGGGAGGUUGCUAUGCGAAAUGCAUUGACCUCUCGAGGGAGAAAGAGCCCGAUAUCUGGAAUGCUAUCAAGUUUGGCACGGUCCUAGAAAAUGUGGUUUUUGAUGAACACACUCGCGAAGUCUACUAUGAAGAUAAAUCUGUAACAGAGAACACUCGGGCAGCAUAUCCGAUAGAAUACAUUCCCAACGCUAAGAUUCCGUGCGUUGGUCCUCAUCCGAAAAACGUCAUUCUUCUCGCCUGUGAUGCCUUUGGUGUGCUUCCACCCGUGAGCAAAUUGAAUUUGGCUCAGACGAUGUACCAUUUCAUUAGUGGUUACACCGCUUUGGUGGCUGGAACCGAGGAUGGUAUAAAGGAACCUACUGCGACAUUCUCUGCGUGCUUCGGUGCAGCGUUUAUAAUGUUCCAUCCCACCAAGUAUGCGGCUAUGUUGUCUGAGAAGAUGCAGAAACAGGGAGCAACCGGAUGGCUCGUGAACACUGGCUGGUCGGGUGGAAGCUAUGGAGUUGGCAGCCGUAUAAAGUUGGCGUACACUAGGAAGAUCAUUGACGCAAUUCACUCCGGGAAACUCUUGGAAGCGAACUACACAAAGACUGAGGUGUUUGGCUUCGAGAUCCCAACAGAGAUCGAGGGAGUGCCUUCUGAAAUCCUGAACCCCAUCAACACUUGGCCCGACAAGGAUGCCUACAACAAAACCCUGCUCAAGUUGGGAGGGCUGUUCAAGAACAACUUUGAGGUGUUCCUGAACUAUAAGGUUGGGGCAGACAACAGCCUGACUGAGGAAAUUCUGGCGGCUGGUCCGAACUUCUAAGGCGAUAAACCCGGCUGCUGGUUGCAAAGGAUGAUGCCGAAAAAGAUUAUCAAGAAAUAAAGUUUUAUGAGCAGACUUUGUAAUGUUGAGUGUUUUUUUUUUUUUUUUUUAAACUUGUUUUCAUUUCUGUUUUGAGUGGUUAGGAGCUUUUUACAUUCUUUGUUUCUGGGGUUUUCUCCCCUAGUGUACUGCUGCAGAUUUUCAUCUGCUAAUUAUACUGAAAAGUGAAAACCCCAGCUUGUUUUAAGCA
Messenger RNA from Ipomoea nil (Japanese morning glory), 2389 nucleotides. Its product is annotated as phosphoenolpyruvate carboxykinase [ATP]-like. Bases 139 to 2139 code for a protein of 666 amino acids. Gene Ontology annotation, cellular component: cytosol. The record is from RefSeq and is a predicted model, not a curated record. Gene Ontology annotation, molecular function: phosphoenolpyruvate carboxykinase (ATP) activity; ATP binding. Gene Ontology annotation, biological process: gluconeogenesis. The transcript is spliced from 13 exons. NCBI's taxonomy places the organism in Eukaryota, Viridiplantae, Streptophyta, Magnoliopsida, Solanales, Convolvulaceae.